Molecule: messenger RNA, 2307 nt
Organism: Rattus rattus (black rat)
Lineage: Eukaryota; Metazoa; Chordata; Mammalia; Rodentia; Muridae
Gene: Gabrq
Product: gamma-aminobutyric acid type A receptor subunit theta
Exons: 10
Coding region: 92-2014 (640 amino acids)
Biological process (GO): monoatomic ion transmembrane transport; regulation of membrane potential; chemical synaptic transmission
Cellular component (GO): GABA-A receptor complex; neuron projection; synapse
Molecular function (GO): GABA-A receptor activity; extracellular ligand-gated monoatomic ion channel activity; neurotransmitter receptor activity
Source: RefSeq, a predicted model, not a curated record
CUGCUGUUCUUUCAGGCCCUGGGCUCCGGAACGACCCCUUACUCCCUGCUUCCUUCAGCUGUCCGCUGCGGUCCCCAAGAGCACCGCAGCCAUGGGCAUCCGAGGCAUGCUGCGAGCCGCUGCGCUCCUGCUGCUUAUUAGGACUUGGCUGGCAGAGAGUAACGACCCCAGUCCCACCCCGAAAUUCCACUUCGAGCUCUCCUCCAGCAUGCCUGAAGUCAUCCUGGAUCUCUUCAACUGCAAAAAUUGUGCAAAUGAAGCUGUGGUUCAAAAGAUUUUGGACAGGGUCCUGUCAACAUAUGAUUUCCGACUGAGACCAAAUUUUGGAGGAGCACCUGUGCCUGUGUCAAUAUCUAUCUAUGUCUCCAGUAUUGAACAGAUCUCAGAAAUAAAUAUGGACUAUACCAUCACAAUGUUUUUGCAUCAGACUUGGAAGGACACGCGCUUAGCUUACUAUGAGACCAACCUGAACCUGACUCUGGACUAUCGGAUGCAUGAGAAGCUCUGGGUCCCUGACUGCUACUUUGUGAAUAGCAAAGAUGCCUUUGUGCAUGAUGUAACUGCGGAGAAUCGUGUAUUUCAACUUCACCCAGAUGGGACAGUGCAAUAUGGCAUCCGACUUACCACAACAGCAGCCUGUUCCCUGGAUCUGCAAAAAUUCCCUAUGGACAAACAAUCCUGCAAGCUGGAGGUGGAGAGCUAUGGCUACACUGUCGAAGACAUUGUGUUAUCCUGGGAAGAUGAUAAUGCCAUCCACAUUACUGAUGAGCUGCACAUCCCUCAGUACACCUACCUGGGGAGGACAAUUACCAGCAAGGAGGUGUACUUCUACACAGGCUCCUACAUGCGCCUGAUAGUGAAGUUCCAGGUUCAGAGGGAAGUCCGCAGUUACCUUGUGCAGGUCUAUUGGCCCACAGUCCUCACCACCAUUCUCUCCUGGAUAUCAUUUUGGAUGAACUAUGGUUCCUCUGCAGCCAGGGUAACUAUUGGACUAACUUCAAUCCUUGUCCUGACUACCAUCGACUCACAUAUGCGGGAUAAACUCCCCCAUAUUUCCUGUAUCAAAGCCAUUGACAUCUACAUCCUUGUGUGCCUGUUCUUCGUUUUCCUGUCCCUGCUGGAGUAUGUCUACAUCAACUACCUUUUCUUCAGUCAAGCACCUCGGCGUAAUCACAGGAGAUGCAGGAAACCCAGGAGAGUUGUUGCCCGAUACCGCUACCAAGAAGUGGUGGUAGCAAAUGUGCAGGAUGGCCUGAUUAAUGUGGAAGACAGAGUGGAAGACAGAGCUGGUCCCCUUCCUGACAGCCCCAUGCAGGCUCAUCUGGCAAGCCAGGAAAGUCUAGGAUCUUUGAUGUUCACUUCAGAGGAGGCCCAACUGGCUACCUCAGAAAGCCUCAGCCUACUCUCGUCUGCCUCAAGCCAGGUCCAAUUGGCCACUGGAGAAAGCCUGAGUGAUCUGCCCUCCACCUCUGAGCAAACACUGCCUGACUGUACCAUUCACUUUCAUGGUUUUCUCACUAAUGACAGUAUUAUCCCCAUCAAAAUCCGCAGCCAUUCUGAUGCCCUGGGUGAUGAAGACUCCGAAGAAAGCCUAAGCUCUGAGGAGAGCUAUGGCCAUGGAGGCAGCCCCACUGGAAGGCUCAAGCUCCAGAUUAGCCAGAGGUGUGUGCGAGAAGCAAGUUGGGACAUUGAUAAAAUUGAGAGCUUACAGGAUGACAUCAGUAUCAAGAGCAGCUGGCUUGGCCUUGAUGAACAACGCAAAGGGGAUGCUGACAGUAUCUGGAGCCUUACUGAUGAGGAGCUCAUGGCCUGUGACCAAGAGAAGGACAGUAGCAGUAGCUCAGAGUCUGAGGAGAGUUGCUCCCCAAGCCCUGGGUGCUCCUUCAAUGAAGGGUUGUCUUUUCAGCUCUUUAACCCUAACCGGGUCCCUAAGGUUGACAGGUGGUCCCGUUUCCUCUUCCCUCUUUCCUUUGGGUUGUUCAAUGUGGUUUACUGGUUAUACCACAUCUAUUAGUUUCUCAUACACCACAGCAGCAGGGAUAUGAUGAUGUGUUUCCUUUGUGUUCAUUCAGUUUUAUUUUUCCCUCUUCCCCUUUUUCAUUUUAUCUGGCAAAGUUUCUUUUUUGGUUUGGGGAUGGGGUUGUUUUGUUUGGAAGGGUCAAUCAAAUCCAUUGGGCACUUUUCUUUAUUAUGAGGUGGGGAGGAGAUAGAGAAAACAUGUAACCAGAGAAGAAAGAGUGAGGAAGACUUGGAGAUAAAUUGCACAUUGAUUUCCUCCUACCAGGAAAUUCUCACCUUUCACUUUAA